CGACCAUGAGCUCACUAAGCUACUCCACCCAUGAGGAAGUCUGCUGGACGGAGAAAGAAACUCUCGUGAAAGAGGAGGAGGAAGAGGAGGCUGUUACAAUACAAAAACAAGUAGAGGGUGAAGCUGUUGCCGUGAAAGCAGAAGAUAAAGACGUUAUAGUGAAAAUAGAGGCGUGCAGGGUGAAAGAGGAGGAGGAUGUUACUGAAGAGAUGGAGAAUGCCGUUUUUGGAAUGAAGGAGGACGAGGGAGGGAUGACUGUUACUGUGAAGGAAGAGGAGGAAGACUAUGCCGUUUUUGGAAUGAAGGAGGAGGGAGAGGUGACUGUUACAGCAAAAGAAGAGGAAGAAGUUUUCAGAGUGAAAGAGGAGGAGGAUGUUACUCUGAAGGAAGAGGAAGCUUUCAGAGUGAAAGAGGAGGAGGAUGUUACUCUGAAGGAAGAGGAGGAAGCUUUCAGUGUGAAAGAGGAGGAGGAUGUUACUCUGAAGGAAGAGAAAGAGGAGAAUGUCGUUUUUGGAAUGGAGGGGGAGGUGACUGUCUCAUUGGAGGAGGAGGAGGAAGAAGAAGAAGAAGAGACGACAGGAGAUCUGAUUAACAGAGAGAGACCAGACUCUCACUCUGACAGCAGUAAGAGUCCUUCAGAGGAACCAAACCCAGAGACUCCCAAACCAGUGAGACGACUCAACUGCUCCCAGUGUAAUAAGAGUUUCAAGUUGUCAUGGAACCUAAAGGAGCAUGAGAGGGCACACACAGGAGAAAAGCCUUUCCACUGCUCCCAGUGUGGAAAGAGAUUUCCACGAUCACAGAACCUAAAAAUACAUGAGAGGACACACACAGGGGAGAAGCCUUUUCUCUGCUCCCAGUGUGGAAAGUGUUUUACCCAGUUAUGGAGCCUGAACAAACAUAACAGAAUACACACAGGAGAAAAGCCUUACCACUGUUCCCAUUGUGGAAAGAAUUUUAGGUUGUUAGAUAAGCUGAAGGAGCAUGAGAGGACACACACAGGGGAGAAACCUUACCAUUGCUCCCUAUGUGAAAAGAGUUUUACCCAAUUAGCUUACCGAAAAGAGCAUGAAAGGAAACACACUGAAGAAAAGACUUACCAAUGUUCCCAGUGUGGAAAGAGAUUUUCACAAUCACAGGAACUAAAUUCCCACGAGAGGACACACACAGGGGAGAAACUUCACCACUGCGCUCAUUGUGAAAAGUGUUUUACUCAGUUAGGGAGCCUGAACAAACAUAAUAGAAUACACACAGGAGAAAAGCCUUACCCCUGUGCCCAUUGUGGAAAGAGAUUUUCUAGAUCACAGGACCAAAAAUCACAUGAGAGGACACACACAGGGGAGAAACCUUACCAUUGCUCCCUAUGCGGAAAGGAUUUUACCCAUUUAGGGAGCCUGAACAAACAUAAGAAGAGAAUACACUCUGGAGUGAAGCCUUACUCAUGUUCCCAUUGCCUAAUGAAUUUCAGGUUGUUAAAUAACCUUAAGGAGCAUGAGAGGACACACACAUCUUACUGUGGUCCCAGUGGAAAAGAUUUUAACAAUUUAGGGAAACUAUAAGAUCAUGAGAGGACACACGGGAGAAAUCACGCAGUUGUUCCCAGUGUGGAAAGCGUUUUACCCAGUUAGGGAGCCUGAAAAGGAACACGCAUACAGGGGAGGAUAAGCUCACAGUUUGGAAAGAGUUUUAGUUAGGGAACCUAAUUGUGGAAAGACAUUUUCCAGGACAGAGGACCUGAAAUCACAUGACAGAAUAGACAGGCUGUGUUCUGAUGAGUCGCUGUGUUCUGACUUAUGUUUGACUGUUGUGUCAUGCUGCAUUAAAUCUUAUUGUUUAUAUGAAAUCUUUAUCAAGAAUAGGCAUGUUUAAAAUAAAAAAUCCUCUGGAGACAUGAGUAUGUCUAAAAUCAGAUUAUAAUUUAAAAUGUAUUUUGUUUUGAUUCAACCCAUUGAUAGAUUGGAUACAUGUUAGAACCCUUAGAUGUUAAUGACAUGAUUUGGAUAUUUUAAAAUGUAAAUUGUUAAUUGGAUGAAUAUUGUGUGUAUUUCUUGAUUCUCUAACCUUGAAUCUUCAGGAAAUGUAAUUUAGGUUUCAUUUAGUUAAUUUGUGUUCUAGUCUUCAAGCUAAAGAUGUAUGAAAAUGGGAUGAUUUUCUGAUAACGUUGAUAAGUUGUUGACAUAAACUGUCACUACCUCUUGAAUGUUUCCAUCGGUAUUAUUACACCAUGUUAGAGAAACACAGGUGCUGAUUGUAAAAAAAAACCCAUUUGAUUAAUGCACCAUUUUUAUCUGAAUAAAAAUGAACUUUUUAA
Molecule: messenger RNA, 2311 nt
Organism: Salvelinus fontinalis (brook trout)
Lineage: Eukaryota; Metazoa; Chordata; Actinopteri; Salmoniformes; Salmonidae
Product: zinc finger protein 391-like
Exons: 2
Coding region: 6-1559 (517 amino acids)
Biological process (GO): negative regulation of transcription by RNA polymerase II; regulation of cytokine production; regulation of immune system process
Source: RefSeq, a predicted model, not a curated record